CGAUAAACAGCUAUCAAGUGGCAACACUAAUCUACUGUCCUACUUAAAGUUGUUCAGUCAGUCAACAUUGGCCAUCAUGCAACAAGAUUCCUUAGUCCGUUUAUCAGUAGAAAAAUGGUCAAACUUACAAGAAGCGUUUAUGACAGAUUGGCCGAGAGGUAUUUCUGGAUAUACCAUUCUUGAUACUCAAAGACGCUGGUUGAAAGAAGGCUUUGACUAUGGCUUCAAAGUGUUUUGUCCCUUUGGUGAUCUGUGGAGCGGAAUGGUUGCUAUCAAUGAAAAGGACGCAUUUUACGAGAUAGUAAUACAAUGCCCUAGAAACGACACUAGUAAAUUAGAGGAAGCUUUAAAGACAACAAAUGUUAUAGAUUGGCAAAGAAAUAUCAUCAUACCGUUUGCUCCUAGUCAUAUUAUUGAAAGUGUUAAGAAAAUCGCUGAAGAUGUUAAUGUGGAUAUAGAAUUAAUUCUUCCGAGCAAUAGUUUUAUUCUGGAUAAGCAAAGUCCCCAGUUUGAUGUAAGCCUACCUUCUAGCAUCACAUUUGGACUUCUUACUCCUAAACACGUAGAGCUGGUGGACUCUACUUGGCCCCACCGCUACCCUGGCUCCACCUGGUAUUUCCAACUCCUGGUGAAAACACGAUCUGGCUUCGGGCUCUUCAAAGACCAGGACCUUGUAUCAUGGGUCUUUAUCAAUGAAGCGGGGACUCUUGGCCAUAUGUAUACUCUAGAAGACCAUAGAAGAAAAAGCUAUGGAGAAUUGUUACUGAAGUUAGUCAGCAAUGUUUUAUUGAAAGAAUGGAAAGAUGUUUUCGCUUUUUCUGUCAAGGGUAAUGAAAGUGCUUGCAACUUGUAUAGAAAAGUCGGCUUCAAGAAUUUUGAUGGAGUUGCUUGGUGUUACUUGAAAGGAAAGAGUAAAUAAAGUAUUAUCAUUAUACCGCGAAUACGAAUA
Messenger RNA from Pectinophora gossypiella (pink bollworm), 949 nucleotides. RefSeq lists its product as uncharacterized. The record is from RefSeq and is a predicted model, not a curated record. The coding region runs from base 77 to 919 and encodes 280 amino acids. Gene Ontology annotation, molecular function: glycine N-acyltransferase activity. NCBI's taxonomy places the organism in Eukaryota, Metazoa, Arthropoda, Insecta, Lepidoptera, Gelechiidae. Gene Ontology annotation, cellular component: mitochondrion. The transcript has 3 exons.